AUGGAGCCCCCCCCCAGGGAAGGGGUAGGUGCGGGUCCCCCGCACCCCUCCCCCGACAUCGCCCUAACGCAUACGCCACCAGCGGCGUAUGCUACGCCGACGGGCGUUUUUCACGCGCCCGCCGCCGCCGUCUCCGCCGCUGCUGUCGCCGCUGCGCUCACUGCCGCCGAUGCCGUCGCCGCGGCCCCCGCCGCCGCAGUUUCGAACACCAACACGGCGACGACGACGACCGCAGCGGCACCUAAUGUAACUGCCGCCGUCACCGCCGCCGCCAUCACCACCGCUGCCGCCACCGCGGCCAACACCGUUGCCGCCACCGCCGCCGCCACUUCCUUCGCCGCCGCUGCCGCCGCCGCCGCCGCUGCCGCCGCCGCCACCACCGCCGCCGCCAGCGCCGUCACCCCGGCCACCGACGCCUCCGCGGCAGUCAGGACCGCCUUCGACGCUACCGCCGCCCUCGCCGCCGCAUCCACACCCGCGCCCCUCGCGUCCCUGUCCCCAAAGGGAUGGAUGAAGAGGGACGCGGAGAUUCUCGUUCGGCUAGUCAAGGGGAACUGGCUGUCGCCGGGGUUGGCCCAAUGGAUGGCCGUAUACUUGCGCCUCCAAGAAAAUGAGGUGCGGGGGGUCGCCCCGUCGGUCGCCGACCUGACGGCGUUGGACUCAGCGAGGCGGGGGGUGAUUGCACUCCCCCCCGUCGAUAUGGGAACGCCGAGGGGGAGGGUAAUUACCUCCCUCCUGAAGAGGCCGGCCAGCCCAGAAGAAGAAGGCCAAAAGAAGAAGCCGCGCGCCAUCAACAUGGGGGAGGAGGAGUCCCGCUCCUCCACGCAGGAGCCGUCGUCGUCGGGGUCUAUGGCGGACCUGACGAUGACGGAAGCAAGCCGCCGCCCCCUGCAGCGCGCGGCCACAAUGGCGUCGGAGCGCGGCUCUGAGGCCGCCGCCGCCGCCGCCGCCGCCGCCGCCGCCGCCGCCGCCGAUGCAAUGAUGAAGCCUCCGCCGGCCGGAAGAUCAGCGAUCCCGAGAUGGCAGUCCCGGGACCCGCGCCGCGCCCAAGCGGGGGCGGACUCAAAUCGCGCGCCCGCCCACGCGUCCGCCCAGGCGCCCGCCCAGGCAGACGUCCGCCCGCCUAACCAGGCGCCCGCCCAACCAGCCGCCCGCCCGCCCAGCCGGGCGCCCGCCCAACCAGCCGCCCGCCCGCCCAACCAGGCGCCCUCCCAACCAGCUGCCCGCCCGCCCAAGCGGCUGCUCGCCCGCCCGCCCAUGCGCCCGCCCAGGCCCCCGCCCUUGCGCCCGCCCACGCGCCCGCCCAACGCGCGCCGCCCUCGCUGGCCGCUCCCGCGAAAAGGGGCACAACGGGGAGCGGUGCCUCGCGCCCCGCCCACCACCUCAACACCUGCCGCCUCCAGUUCGACCACAGCAGUGGCCUCCUCUGGAACCGCAGCCCUCGCAGCCACCGCCACCGCCGCCGCCGCCGCCGCUGCCGCCUCAGCCGCCCCGCCGACGGCACAAGCGCCCCGGGAGCCGCGCUACCCAAGGAUCUGUGUGGACCACCUGCCCAACUGGGUGGUCCAUUUCAGGGAAAUUAGCCGACUGCUGGGACGCUCGCCGGCCGCCGUCGCACGCGGAAGAGGCGUGCACUUUACGCCAAAGGACGGCAACGAAUAUAGGACAGUCCAGAGGUAUAUCAACACUCUGGACGUCCAAUGGCACUCAUAUUCGUUGCCGUCGGACCGUCCCUUGAAGGUGGCCAUCCGCGGGCUGCCGCCCGACACGGAGGAGGCCGCGCUUAAAGAAGACCUGGAGGAGAAGGGUUUCACCGUGGAAGCCAUCAAAGCCAUCCGGGGCAGGGGAGAUCGCCCCGGAUGUGUCUUCUUCGCCCUCCUGGCCAGAACACAGAACUGCCAGGAGGUAUUCACGGUUAAGGAAAUACUUCAUUGGCCGACCCUGAAGGUGGAGGCGUGGCCAGGGCCCAGUGCCACAGAUGCCAGUUGUUCCGACACUCGUCGGUCAACUGCCACCGAGCAACCGUCUGCGUGCGCUGCGGAGGGCCCCACAAGGCCACGGACUGCGAGCGGCCAUUGGACCAGCCCGCCACCUGCACCAACUGCGGUGGACCGCACCCGGCAAAUCAUUCUUCGUGCCCGGUGCUGCGGCGCGAGGCCAGAAACAGACGGGCUGGCCCGGUCGCUCGCAGCGGAACCGCCCCCACGCCACAAAACACCACAACCGAAGCAGCAGAGGCCUCACUGA
Amyelois transitella is the source of this 2247-nucleotide messenger RNA. RefSeq names its product ice-structuring glycoprotein-like. The coding region runs from base 1 to 2247 and encodes 748 amino acids. NCBI's taxonomy places the organism in Eukaryota, Metazoa, Arthropoda, Insecta, Lepidoptera, Pyralidae. The transcript is spliced from 2 exons. The record is from RefSeq and is a predicted model, not a curated record.